ACUAGCAGUUAACUUAACCCUUUAACACCACGUUUAGCCGGCAGGGGCAGCAGUAACAGUUCAGACAGACAGAGGCCCAAUAAAUAGUGAGAGUCUAGAAGAUCUGACAGGACAUUACCAGUCUCAGCUCAGGAGGCCACACACAGUCCCGGUGUAUCGGGGAGGCGGGAGAGAAAAAGCAGGGCCUGUGGUGAAUGUCAGUCCUGUCCUGGUGCAGAAUUUCCCCUCAGAGCCCAAAUCAGCUCAUCCUCUCGCCCUCCAUUACACUAUGUCAAACCUUCAGUCCUUAUAAGGCGAAGGAAACCGUGUGAGGUAAAGCAAAGUCCCCGGAACAAAAGGAAGACGCAGGACGAAGCUUAGCCGCUGUCACAUUCACAUCCCAUUGGAGGAACAAGCUUCAAGGGACCAGUCAGGCGCCAUGUUGCCGGAAGCGGAAGCGUAGAACUGGCGACAACUUCCCGCUGGAGUUUGACAGCUGUGGGCGCCUCGUUUUGGCAUAGCCCCGCCCCGAGCGGCCGCCAAUGGGAGGGUGAGGAGCCUGUUUCCCAGACAGCGGCCAGAGGAGCGCUGGGCAGUGAGUGAGGAAAUGGUGUACGCGGCUUUACUGUCCGCCCUGGCGGGUUGUCUCCUCACUCUCCUUCUGCAGCUCCUCCUGCUCUACCGCCGCCGGCCCGAACCCCUCGCUCGUCCCCCUCCUCCCCGGCCCGUGGAGCCCGACGCCUCCCUGAGGGACUAUCUGAAGUCAGAGCCGGCGGCUGCAGCACCGGAGAGUUGCCACUUCCUCAACUCCAUAUUCCUCUUCCUGUUCCGCGAACUCCGGGACACGGCGCUGCUCCGGCGGUGGCUCACGAAGAAGAUCCGCGUGGAGCUGGAGGAGUUGCUGCAGAGUCGCACGGCGGGCCGCCUGCUGGAGGGUCUGAGUCUGAAGGACAUUUCCCUGGGGGAGGCGCUGCCCGUGUUCCGCUCCGUGCGGCUCCUCAACGCCCCCGGGGAGCCCCUGCCCGACGAGCUGCAGUUCGAGCUGGAGAUGGAAUACAGCGGCGGCUGCCACCUGGCCAUAGAUGUGGAGCUGGUGUUCGGCAAGUCCGCCUCCCUGUCUGUCCGUCUGGGCCGAGUCAUUGGCCGCCUGCGCCUCGUCUUCUCCCGACUGCCCUUCCCUCACUGGGCCUUCUGCUUCCUGCCCGACCCCAGCAUCGACUUCCACGUACAGUCACAGUUUGAGGGGCGCCCCAUGCCCCAACUCACCUCCAUCAUCGUCACCCAACUGAAGAAGGUCAUCAAGCGCAAGCACACCCUGCCCAACUACAAGAUCAGGUACAAACCAUUCUUCCCAAUACAAGUGCAGCCACCCGAGACUGAUCUGGAGGAGUGGCCCCUCUUCUUGCAAGAUUUGGGAUUAACUGAAGGGCGCUUGAAAGUGUCUGUAGUCGAGUGCAGCAGGCUUCUGAUAUUUGGUUCCUAUGAUCAGGAAACCUACAUCCACUGCACCCUGGAGCUCAGCAGCUGCCCCUGGAAAGAGAAAACAAGAACAUCCGUCAAAACGGUGGAGUUGAUUAAAGGGAAUUCUCAGAGCUUUGGAUUAAUGCUGGUUCAGGCAAGGGAUGGAGACACAGGGCAUGUCUGUGUUGAAUCGGUAACCCCAAAUUCUCCAGCAGCUGCUGUGGAUCUGAAGAAAGGAGAUCGCCUUAUUGCCAUAGGAGGUAUAAAAGUAAUAUCCUCAAUUCAAGCAUCAAAGCUCAUCAAGCAAGCCGGCGACAGAACACUGGUGUUUUAUGAGAGGCCCGCUGGUCAGAACCAGUGCACUGGCAGUUUGCCGGAGAACCUUGGGCAGCUGGAAGAUCCUGUGUUUGUUGCCUCUGCUUUUCCCCAAAACUUUGAAGAGGACACAGUCGGCUUCAUUGUGGAUCCAGAAAACAAAGAGUUGGAUUCGGAGUUUGAGGAUCUUGCCCCUGAGAUCAAGCCACUCGGAGAGACCAAAGAAGAUUCUGUAUUUCCGAGUCCUAAACGUACAGCGGCACCGCUUUAUACAAAGCCCUUAGGGUCCAUAUCCCCUAUGCCAAGUCAAACACCUUCGAAGACCCAACCCAAAGUAAAUAAAGCUGCCCCACCAGAAACCCCAGACUCCACACAGCAAAACCGGUCUCCUGCCAACAAGCCACCGGUGCCCCCAAGGCCUCAAGUGAAACUUACGUUAACUUCAUGUGAAAAUCCCAGUGCUUUGGAGAAGGGAGAGGCUGUUUUAGAGAAGCCAGAACGACCACCCCCGCCAUCUUCAAAUGGAGAUAAACAGCCAGAAAAAAAUGCAAAAAAUACAGAGUUGGUAGAUGAAGUUGCUGUGCAGAAACCCAGUUCUGCGAAACCAGAUGUUGUAAAGGAUAAAAUAUCAGAAAGUUCCUGCAGCACGAAAGACAGUGUUGAUGAUCCGCACAUCUGGGAAUCACAGGAGAUAUUGUACAGGAACAAACAAGGGCGUUGGACAAGAUCAUCUUGUAUAUUUGAGGUUGAAAAUUAUCACCGGUAUCUGAAUGUUGCUCUGUGGUGCAGAGACACCUUUAAAACGGGUAGUCUGUGCUGCGUGGGGCACAUUAGUAUCCGACUAGAAGACGUAGCCUUGGAGUGCCUUGCCACCGCCUCACUGGAGUAUCUGACCAGUUUUAAGCUAGACCCCACUGAACCUAGAGCCUCCGUUAGCAGAACUGCAUUAAGAAAUCUGAGUAUGCACAAGGGAUUCAAUGAAAAAUAUUGCUACGGGGACGUCACUCUAAAUUUCAAAUAUUUAAUGGAGGGCGAGUCUGAGACUUCUAGCUUGUUGUUAGAACGAGAGCGGGAUGUCGGCUUUCAGGACGACAGCUCCUCGCUUCAGAAAGAAGAGCUUCCGCUACCCCCAAUGUUUUUUGCUGAAUCCAAACACAACUUCCAAGACACGCAGUUUCAGAACUCUACUUUGUGUGAUUAUUGUAAAAGGAAAGUGUGGACCAAGGCUGCUUCCCAGUGUAUAACCUGUGGCUACGUGUGUCACAAAAAAUGUCAGGAAAAAUGCUUGAACGAAAAUCCUUACUGUGUUGCUACUGAAAAGAGAGCUGACCCCGAAUCUAAAUCUUUUGGAAAUAGAACUACAGGCAUUACCAGGCACAUUAUAAACACUAGUUCCCGCCUGUUAAACCUACGGCAGGCUACAAAGCUACGGCAGCCUGAGCAAGGUUCUGAUUUGGUGGAGCCAUCACCAAAACACACCCCAAAUACUUCAGACAAUGAAAGUAGUGACACAGAAACAUGUGGGUCCGGCAGUCCUUCAAAAAGAGCAUCUGGUAGCAGUGGGAAAUUAGUUCGUAGAGACGGUGGGUUGGAUGAUAGCGUGUUUAUUGCAGUGAAGGAGAUUGGCCGUGAUCUUUACAGAGGGUUACCGACCGACGAAAGGAUACAGAAGCUGGAAUUCAUGUUGGAUAAACUGCAGAAUGAAAUUGACCAAGAGCUGGAGCACAAUAACUCUCUAGUGAAGGAAGAGAAAGAUGCCACGGAAGCAAGACGAAAAGCUCUCCUAUCUGCCGCCUUGUCUAAAUCCAGCGAGAGACUUCAGGCUCUUACAUUGCUCAUGAUUCACUAUAGAGCCGGCAUUGAGGACAUCGAAUCCUUGGAAAAUUCUUCCCUAGCCCAACCUCGAAAAAACGCUAAAUGCGAAGAGGAGGCCAUUGUUGCAGUAGAGGCUGAACAUAACGAUGAGGAGGAUAAUGAUGUUGGCCAACCAGAAACAGAAAGCUUUAGCUGCAUAACUCCGGAGGACAAGGUUCCUGGUUCUCUUGAAGCUGAGUAGGACACUACAUGUUCUCUGGCCAUUUUGUUAGAGCAUACUCAUUAUUUGCACUUAAAGCUAAAUCGUGUAGUCCCUCCAGUUGUUUGAAGACAGAACCAUAUCACAAUGCUUUUACCACUUGCCGUUUAAAGAGAAACGGUUCUAGAAUUGGGACCUUCAUUGUUCUCAUUUCUCACAGCACCCACUUCUCAAGCUUUGAGAAUCAAACCUACCCACCAACUGGAAAGAGACCGCUAAAUGGGGAUUAACGGUUAGCAUGUAAAUCCACACUGGAUAUUUACUACCUUCUGUCCCAUCCACCAUCCUUUCACACCUCAUUGCCAUGAACGGUUGUUACUGUUUUGUUUUUUAAAGGGUAUCUUUAUGUGUUUUGUUUUAUUAUAUCAAGAGGUUCAGCAAUGGUGUCACCUUAGUGGCCAUAGACGCGCACUACACUAUUUCAUGGCGCCCUCUACACCAAUAUAAAAGUGGGGAACAUCUUUUUUAUUUAUGGACUGUGUUUGGGGGGGGCUUUCAUUUACUUUUAGUACUAAUCUAAAUAGACCAAAGAUCUGUUUCAUGGUCAUAAAUAUAAUGUGAAUGUGAACAAUGGCAACAAAGGAUGUAUCCACAUAGUCAUGAUCUUUAUGGAGUGUAAGAACAACUUCCAAACCCCUCAUAUAUAAUACCAGGGGCCCUUGGCACCCAUAAGAGUUACUCUCCAUAAGGGAAACAUCUACCUAUUGUAGUUAGAAGAAAAGAAUAGAGAGUAAAAUUAGAUGCAACAUAUUCAUAAAGUUCUCCCUAAUUCUGUCUCUACAUGUCCUGUAUUGCACACUGUGUUUCCAGAGCUUUCCCAUGGAUAUAUUCAGUUAUUCUAAAUGUUCAUUUUAAGAUGAGUUUUUACCCGGUAAGGCCAUUUAGCCCAUGUUCUUACAUGCGAAUGCUGAUUUGCACAAACCUCACUCACCCCCACAGUAGUGUAGCUGCACAUGUUCUUUCUCCCAGAAGGCCCCUAUGGGAGCAGUGAUGUAGGAUGGUUCUAACCCUGUAUUUGUGUGCUUCUGUCUGUCUUUUAGCUGCCAAAUGUUUACACGAAGACGUGAUUUUAUGGGGGGUUUUUUCAUUGUUUCCUGUGUUUAUUUUUCCUUCUUAUACAGUUAAGGAUGCAGUGAUAUUUGGUAAUAACCCGACGAAAAGGGAAACUAUAUCAUUAGGUAGCAGUUGGAAUGAUUGUCCAGUCCUACUCGUGACACUUUAUGGAGAAGAAUGAAGGCAUGAGUUUGUGAGCCCAGUUGCAUACAUUUUUCUCUAUGUUCAAACCUAUGAAUGGGAGCCACCAUUUUGGUAAUCUCAGCAGAGCUAUAAGAACACUAGUACGGCAAACACUAUGGCAAAGAUGGAAAUGCAAAUUUAAGGCUCUACUGGAUGCACCUACAGUCCAUGGUUGUUUUGCCUUUAAGCUAACCAUCCAAGAUUCAGCAGAUCUUUGCCUGAUUUGGCCACCCAUGUGCAGGGCGAAAUCAGGUUCAUCCAAAGGAUUGGCCCAGAAGCCAAUAAUCAUAUCAUACUGGUGGCCUACAUGGCUAGUCAUGCAAGGCCCAUAUCCGUGCAUCCAAUAUGGUUCUUGCUUAAUGGGAUUUUCAAACCUGCCUCAGAUAUUGGUCUAGCAGGCAGUCAUGGGUGCCUCAUUAACUGGCCGAUAUGUUGAUGACUUCCUUUGGAUGGGCCAAAUCCUGAAAUUAGUUUACAGAAGUUACAAUGGAAAGAGAGAACUUAAAUAGUCCUCUCCCAUAUUUGACUAAUUGAAGCUAGGGCUAAUUGCAUUAAUGAUUUGUUUGGUUGCUCUGUUUGGGAGCAAGAUGUAGAACAUACAUUUUAUAACAAGUCCCAUUUAUUUGGACUUGGUCCUUAAAGACCACCAGGGCGACUAAGUGCAACAAGUUAGACCUUAACAUCCUUCUAAUAAAGCUGGCCAUGCCCUGAGUAAAAUAGUCAAUAUCAUGGCCAUUUAUGAAUUAUCCAACAAUUUCCCUGUGUGCUGGUCAUUGGGACAAUUGCUUUAAUAGUGGGUCACCCAGUCCCAUUGGCUCACAAUUGGUCCUUAGCAACAUUAGCCAUUGUUUCCUUGAUGUAGGACAUCAUCUACAGACAUGAAUUGAUAACGAGCACAUCACUUCUAAAAGCCCUCUCCAUCCUUGUGCCAUGGCCCUCAAAAUAAGUUGGAGAGGCAGAUCUUUUACUAGCCAAUCUAGUUGGCAAAUCGGGUUAUGGCCAACACAAGACUCCACUCAAUGACAUAUAAUAAAUUGAUUUUGUGGAUAAUUGGGCAUUUAUCUGAAUUGUGUAAUAUACUGGCUCCUGCUAUGGUUCCUCCGUACAUUACACACAGCCACAAGAGGUACAUAAAACAGGGGGUUUCCUGGGUUAACUGGCAUUAGGGUGUGACUCUGUUCUCUUAAAGUGCCCAAAAGAGUCAUCACUGUGAUAACAAGGGGAGCGCAAAUCCUAUCUUGGUAACUUCUCUCCAUCCAGCAGCAAAAAAACCCCAAUGCUACGUGCUGUGAUUGGUGAUGGUUUCCUUUUAGAUCCAGAAAUAUAUUCUGGAUUUUGCUGCCCACUGUCUCUAUAACAAGCUUUGUCUUCCAAGCUCUUUAAAAUAGCCAGGUGUACCCAAGUCUGUGCGCAAGGUGGCCCGUUCCAUGGACUGCAAACUGGGAUUCUGCUGGUGACUGGGCAGCCUCACCCUUAUUCCCCUUCUAUGUAUUUAUUUUGCUACUUGUUUGUGCCCACAGACUGGCUCUGUAGUUAAUAUGAUGCUGCUAACGUGUCACUUGUUUUUUUUUUGUUGUACAGAAUAAAUGUAGUGCAAUAUUUUUUAUAUACAAUAGGGAUAAAGUAACGCUUACGUGUGUCCAUGGAUUAACCUUUUAUGAGAAGAAGGGGAAGAGGGCAGUGAUGUAUUGGCUGCCAAACUGAAUUUGACUGGAAAAGAUUAUCAUUCAUAAUGUAACCUUUCUUGUAAAUAGCUUCAAUAAAGAGCAUUGCUGGA
Messenger RNA from Xenopus laevis (African clawed frog), 6842 nucleotides. RefSeq names its product PDZ domain containing 8 S homeolog (gene pdzd8.S). Lineage: Eukaryota; Metazoa; Chordata; Amphibia; Anura; Pipidae. The coding region runs from base 587 to 3811 and encodes 1074 amino acids. Gene Ontology annotation, molecular function: mitochondrion-endoplasmic reticulum membrane tether activity; diacylglycerol binding; lipid binding. Gene Ontology annotation, biological process: mitochondrial calcium ion homeostasis. The record is from RefSeq and is a predicted model, not a curated record. Gene Ontology annotation, cellular component: membrane; mitochondrion; mitochondria-associated endoplasmic reticulum membrane contact site. The transcript is spliced from 5 exons.